AUGUCUGAAGAAACAAAUUCAAACACAACAAUUAAAGAUGAACCAAUUGAAUAUCCUCAGCUAAAUACAUUAACUUAUCAUCAAGUGAAACAAGAAUUUGAUGAAUAUCCUCAAGUGAAACAAGAAUUUGAUGAUUAUCCUCAAGAGAAACAAGAUUUUGAUGAUUGUUCUCGAAAGAAACAUAAAUUUGCUGAUCAUCCACUAGAUAAACAAGAUUUUGAUGAAAUUCCUCAAGAGAAACAUAAAUUUGCUGAUCAUCCACAAGUAAAACAAGAAUUUGAUGAUUAUCCUCAAGAGAAACAAGAUUUUUACGAUUGUUCUCAAGAGAAACAAGAUUUUGAUGGUUAUCCUCAAGCUAUACAAGAAUUUGAUGGUUGUUCUCAAGAGAAACAAAAAUUUGAUGAUUAUCCACAAGUGAAACAAGAAUUUGAUGAUUAUCCUCAAGCGAUACAAGAUUUUGAUGAUUGUUCUCAAGAGAAACAUAAAUUUGCUGAUCAUCCACAAGUGAAACAAGAAUUUGAAGAUUAUCCUCAAGAGAAACAAGAGUUUGAUGAUUAUCCUCAAAAGAAACAAGGUUUUGAUUAUGAAUACAUGAAACAAGAAUUAGAUGAUUAUGAAAUAUCAGAAAUAUGUCCAGACAAUGACAAAUUAUGUGUUUUAAAGUCUGAUGUAAGGAUAGAUGAUGAAAACAAGCAAAAAGUAAUUGACGAAAUCACCAAAAAACAAAACACUGCCCUUAUCUCGAGAUCCUAUGAAUGUGAUAUAUGCAAUAGAACAUUUACAAGAAAAGACACAUUAAAAGUACAUAAAGGGAUCCACACUGGGCAACACCUUCAUAAAUGUGCUACGUGUAAUAGAGCUUUCAUAACAAAACAACUAUUAAAUCGGCAUGAAAGGAUCCACACCGGAGAACGUGCUCAUAAGUGUGAAAUAUGCAAUAAAGCUUUCAUAACAAAAUUGGAACUAAAACGACAUGAAUUUAUCCACACCAGAGAAAGUGAUCAUAAAUGUGCAACAUGCAAUAAAUCAUUUGCAACAAAACAAAUAUUAAAUCUUCAUGAAAUGAUUCACACUGGAGAGCGCCCUUAUAAAUGCGAAAUAUGCCAAAAAGCAUUUAAAACAAAAUAUGAAUUAAAACAACAUGGAAAGAUGCAUACCAAUGAAAGCAAAUAUAAAUGUACCAUAUGCAUUAAAACAUUUUCAACAAAACAAUUAAUGAUCCGUCACGAAAUGAUUCAUACAGGAGAGUCUCCUUACAAAUGUGAGACGUGCGAAAAAGCUUUUAAAACUAAACAUGAGUUAAAACAUCACGAAAUCAUCCAUACCAACGAAAGCAAUUUUAAAUGUGCAACAUGCAAUAAAGCUUUUCCAACAACAAGAGCAUUAACUCGGCAUAUAAAUGUUCACAUUCGAGCAAACCUUUAUAGGUUCAACAUAAAAAAAUUUCAUGCGAGAGAACAUCCUUACAAAUGUGAAAUAUGUAAUAAAGCAUUUACAACAAAUGGUAAUUUAAAUCAACAUAAAAAGAUUCAUAUGGAAGAACGUCCUUACAAUGUGAAACAUGUAAUAAAGCAUUUACAACAAUUGACUUUAAGUCAACAUAAAAAGGUUCAUACGGAAGAACGUGAUUACAAAUGUGAGCUAUGUAAUAAAGCAUUUAAAACAAAUAGUAAUUUAAGACAACACAAAAAUAUCAUCACAAAGAACGUCGUUACAAAUGUGAAACAUGUAAUAAAGCAUUUACAACAAAAUUGGACUUUAAGUCAACAUAAAAAGGUUCAUACGGAAGAACGUCAUUACAAAUGUGAACUAUGUAAUAAAGCAUUUAAAACAAAUAGUAAUUUAAGACAACACAAAAAAUAUCAUACAAGAGAACGCCUAUACGAAUGUGAAAUAUGUAAUAAAGCAUUUAUAACAAAUGGUGAAUUAAUUCGACAUAAAGGAUUCAUACAGAAGAACGUCCUUACAAAUGUGAAAUAUGUAAUAAAGCAUUAUAAUAAAAUGGUGCAUUAUUCGACAUAA
This is a messenger RNA of Ctenocephalides felis (cat flea), 2022 nucleotides long. RefSeq names its product zinc finger protein 678-like. The record is from RefSeq and is a predicted model, not a curated record. Gene Ontology annotation, molecular function: RNA polymerase II cis-regulatory region sequence-specific DNA binding; DNA-binding transcription activator activity, RNA polymerase II-specific. Lineage: Eukaryota; Metazoa; Arthropoda; Insecta; Siphonaptera; Pulicidae. Gene Ontology annotation, cellular component: nucleus. The transcript has 4 exons. Gene Ontology annotation, biological process: regulation of transcription by RNA polymerase II. Bases 1 to 2022 code for a protein of 673 amino acids.